Messenger RNA from Cajanus cajan (pigeon pea), 1805 nucleotides. RefSeq lists its product as uncharacterized. NCBI's taxonomy places the organism in Eukaryota, Viridiplantae, Streptophyta, Magnoliopsida, Fabales, Fabaceae. Gene Ontology annotation, molecular function: transcription cis-regulatory region binding; DNA-binding transcription factor activity. The record is from RefSeq and is a predicted model, not a curated record. Gene Ontology annotation, cellular component: nucleus. Gene Ontology annotation, biological process: regulation of DNA-templated transcription.
UUCCUUUUCUCUCUCUCAGUAGUGUUUUUUCUUUCACUCUUCUCAAUUAGCCCAGGAUAAGUUCCUUCCCUCUUCCUCUUUCUCUACGAUUUUCAAUCUUCAGGAUAACCCAACAACCACUUUGUUUUUGAUUCUGUAAAUUGAAUCCCGCAUAUCCUCAAACUCUCUCUCUUCUUUGGUUCACGUUUGUUUCUCUAAGAUGGAUCCUAACGAAAUUGAUAAAUGCAAGCAAUCAGUUUCGGAUGAUCACGAUGACUGGGAAUCUUGCAAGAAAGAGAAGAUGAAGAGAUCUCAUAUUGGGUGUAGCAAAGCUGAAGCUGAACCCAUGACUGAUGAAGCAAUUGCAGUGAAAAUCGCAUCGCCAACAAUGCGCGAGUGUGAUAUUUGCGGCAAGAUUUUCAGCAGCGGCAAGGCUUUGGGUGGCCACAGAAGAUCCCACUUUCAGAAGCACCAAAAGAAGGUAAAAGUCCGUUUCACUAAUCCCUCAAAAGCUGGUGAUAGUAGCAACACUAGGGCUAAUUGUGAUGAUGAUGACGACGACACCAACGAUGACAAGAACAUUUGUUGUAUUUGCAAGAAGGAAUUCCCUACCAAGAAUGCCUUGUUUGGGCACAUGAGAUCUCACCCUGAGAGGUCAUGGAGAGGUGUGUCCCCUCCUACUCAUAACAAGCACUCAUCUUCUUCAUCUCCAUCUUAUUCUUAUUCUUCCCAUAAUUCUGAUUCUAUGGAGAAAACUAUGAAAGAUCAUGAUUAUGACGAUGGUGAUGGUAAUGGAGAUGGUGAUGAUUGUGUUGGUGGUGGUAAUACAUUGAUUGCCCCAGAUGAACAUGAUCACACUGAAGCCAUUGAUCUUUCAAGCUUUAUUUUAUCCACAUGGCAAAAGAAAGAUAAAAGAGGGAGAAAAUGUAUUGGUGGUAUUGAAGCUGCUGAAACCCUUGUCUACCUUUGCACUCAUGCUAGGUACUUUAGUGCUGAUCAUGAGUCCAAUAGGGUUAAUGUUGCACCUAAGGAAGACGUGCUGCCAAAGAGUGCUCCACCUCUAACCAAGCAUGACAAAAGGAAGGUUGAUGAAUCUUCAUCAAGCAAGAAGGCUGAGGUGAAGAGGAUAAAGCUUUUACUGAAGGUGGGGAACAGAAGUGAUGGAGCUGGUGCAUGUGGUGAUGAUGGUGGUGGUAAGCUCAACAGGUGCGAGGGUUUAUCUGAAUCUGGGGUUGAGAGAAUGGUGGAUGAUGAUGUGGAUGAGGCUCUUGAUGAUGUGAUGAAUGAUGCUGAGGUAACUCCUGUGACUGUGACUACUAGGGUGCAAGAUCAUGAUGAAAGGAAUAAUAAUAAGGUGAAAAAGGUGGAGAAAGGGAAGAGUGGUAAGAAAUUGGUGCUGAAAUCAAAGGGAAAAGACCAUGAAUAUGAGAAUGUGGGAAGUCAAGAGAAAGUGGGUGGAUAUAAAUGUGGGGCAUGUGGGAAAGUUUUCUCAACUUUCCAAGGUUUAGGGGGACACAGAUCAGUGCAUAAGGAGAAAAACAUUGUACCAAUCAUAGAUGAGCCAAACCAACCAGAUGAUGCUGUUGUAGCUGAAGAAAACAAUUCUAGCACCUCAAGUAAUGUGCACAAGAUGGAUGAGGCAUUGUUGAAGGAAGAAACAAUAGCAGCAGAUGAGGCAGGUCAAUCUUCAGGUACCAAAACAUUGGACUUCGACCUCAAUGAGCCCUAUGUUAUGGAGGAUUAAGCAGUUUGUGUAGUUCUCCAUUUUGCUACAUUAGAUAUGUUUUAUGUUAAUCUUGCAGUUUUAUUAUUAUUAACUUCAACAG